CUUUCCGCGACAAAAGCGAGGGCGCGCGGAAUUUUGAUAGAGGAAMAGCAAUCAUUAGUUUUGCUUAACUUUAGCUUGUUUGUGUUUAUUUUAAAGCACUUUACCGAAUAUGAGGACGUUAGAGGAGGUGCAGGCCACGCUGGAAAUCGCCAAGCUAAAAGAGGAAGACUUAAACCCAACAAUCCACUGCUUGUCGUUCGGUGAGAACGUCUCAUCUGCAGAUUACUGUCUGAUGGAACUGGACGACACACUCUGCAGACACAUCGAAGCUGGCGACAGCCUUGUAAUCCGGGGGGAUAAAGAUGAGCGUGCAGUGCUUUGCAGCAGAAACMAAACCUACGAUCUGAAAAUAGCCGACACCUCUAACCUGCUGCUGUUCGUACCUGGAUGUAAAACACCUGACCAGCUGACCGAGCACCAGGACGGGCCUCGCGUGGAGCACGCUCAGAUCUGGGGGUUUUGCAACAGCUACUGGGAGCUGAGAAAACAGCGGCCAAAACUGAAGAAGCUGAAGAAGCUUUUGAUGGAAAAUCCAUACGAAGGUCCUCUAUUAGCGGGGCAAGAGGAGGUCACAGAGAACAGGUACACGAUGCAGGAUCUACUGGAGAGAAUCCAGGCCAGUGAGGUGGAAAUAAAGGACCACUUGGUGACCAUCCACGCCUGUCAGAUAGAUGGAUACUGGCGAGUGCUGGACUUGGACUAUGAGAUGAAGCUGCUCAGUCACGUGACUCAGCUGGUGGAUUCUGAGUCAUGGUCYUUCAGCAAGGUCCCCCUUCAAACCAGUCUUGAGGAACUUGCUCCGCUGGAGCCCAGAGAGAUGAUCGAGCACUGUUUGAGCUGCUACGGGAAGYGCUUCACCGAAAACGACGAGGUGUUUUAUGCGCUGGAUGAGGAUAAGGUGUGCCGCGGUCUGGCCCUGCUGCUGCUGCAGAACGCUGUCAAGUUCAACCUGAAGGAGUUUCAGGACGUCUGGCAGCAGAGCGUCCCCGAGGGCAUGAGAACCAGACUGGACCAGCUGAAGGGAGUCUCUCUGGUGGACCGCACCUCCCACCCAGAGACCAUCAGCCUGCUGCAGGUGGAGGAUCUCCCAGAGGACACGUUGGAGCGCUUCAACCACCUCUUCUCACUCAGAGAGAAGUGGACAGAAGAGGACAUCACACCAUACAUACAAGACCUUUGUGGAGAGAAACAGAGCACCGGAACCCUCCUGACCAAAUAUGCUCGGUCCUCAAUGCAAAACGGAAUCAAAGUUUUCAACUCCAGACGACCUGUGGCCACAUGAACAUGUCAGCUGUUCAGCUGUGGAGAUUUAACUCUUUUCCAAUGCUGAACUCAGAUUACUUCAAAUGUAAUGCGAGUCGUUACUUCACUGCUGUCCGUCUGCAGAAUCCUGUGAAAAUUCACCUGAAAUAAAAUAGUUUAAUAUUUCUGGCA
Messenger RNA from Austrofundulus limnaeus, 1434 nucleotides. RefSeq names its product DNA replication and sister chromatid cohesion 1 (gene dscc1). The record is from RefSeq and is a predicted model, not a curated record. Bases 110 to 1282 code for a protein of 390 amino acids. Gene Ontology annotation, biological process: mitotic sister chromatid cohesion; maintenance of mitotic sister chromatid cohesion. The transcript has 9 exons. Gene Ontology annotation, cellular component: Ctf18 RFC-like complex; chromosome, centromeric region; chromatin. NCBI's taxonomy places the organism in Eukaryota, Metazoa, Chordata, Actinopteri, Cyprinodontiformes, Rivulidae.